UGCAGCGGCUAAGCGUGCCAUUAUAAUAUUAGAAUCGUACUAGAACACAACUUGUGUUUGUUUUCGUUAAAAGAUGAGAUUUUUUUUUAUUGCCUUAUUAUUAUGUUUAAUAUGUGUAAAAGCAUGUUUAAGUGUUGGUCUAGUUGAGGAAUUUAGUUGGAGUCGAAUAACGUACCAGUGGCCUGAGGACAGUCAGUUAAGGGCGAGGUUCUUAGGGGCAGAUGCAGCUGCACCUAGAGGAGCUCGGUACAGACCCACUAAACCUAUUUCUAAAGGUGAUGGAGCAGCGGCUGAGUCCCCAAUUGUAUUUGAAGGAAAUACCAAUGCAAAUGUUACUCCAAAGAACGAUACUACUUCCGAAAUUGAUCAAAAUUCUGGAUCAAAUAAUGAAGUUAUACCAUCAUCUGUCGAUUAUCAAUAUAUUAACAACAUUCCCAUGGGUGCCAAUGUCUGGAAGGACAAGCUAUUUAUAACCAUUCCUAGGAGAAGAUUGGGAGUCCCUUCAACACUUAAUUAUGUACCACUGAAUAAUGCUGAGCGAAACAAUGUUCCUUUAAUACCAUAUCCUAGCUGGAAUAUGAAUUUAUAUCCCGAUACUAGCGGACAACUGGAAAACUUUGUGUCCGUUUAUAGAAUAGCCAUUGAUGUAUGUGAUAGAAUGUGGUUUGUGGAUACUGGAAUUGUUGAAACAUUAGGCAACAGAACACAAGUUAAGCCUCAUCAACUUAUCGCUAUUAAUCUUCAAACGGACCAAGUCAUACUGAGGUUUAAUUUGCCCGAAAAUGUAAUAACAUCGGCUACAGUUUUGGCCAGUUUAACGGUUGAUACUCCUAAGGGAUCUUGUGGUGAUGCUUUUGUUUAUUUUCCAGAUUUAGCUGGUUAUGGUCUGAUAGUCUUUAGCCUCAGAGACCGCAAAGCCUGGAGAGUAUCACAUAAUUACUUUUUCUUAGAGCCGAUGGCCGGUGACUUUAAUAUUGCGGGUCAUAACUUCCAAUGGAAUGACGGAGUGUUUAGCGUUGAGUUAAGCGAUAUGAAGUCUGAUGGUUAUAGAGAUAUGUUUUUCCAUGCCAUGUCAGGGACACAUAUGUACAAAGUUUCUACAAGAGUUUUGAGGAACGAAAGCUUGGCUACUAGAAGUUUUCAUGAUGAUGAUUUUGUGAUUUUAGGAGAUCGAGGACCACAAUCUCAAACAUCCACGGCAGAUAUUCACAAGCCUACCGGAAUAAUGUUUUUGGGUUUGGUAAACCAAAACGCUCUUGGAUGCUGGAACAUUAAAAAAAGCCUUAAGACCAUCGACAUAGUACAAAAAGACGAUCAAAAGAUGAUCUAUCCAUCUGAUGUAAAAGUUUCCGGAGACAAAGUUUACGUCCUAACUAAUACGAUGCCUGAAUUUUUAUAUGGGCGACUUAAUUAUGAUGUCACAAAUUUUAGAGUUUGGGCUAAUGAUGUGAGAAAAGCUGUUCAGGACACCAAGUGUCAAGGCGGUCGCUAAUAAUGAAAUAAGAUACUUAUGUUGAAUAUGACAGACAGAAUUUUUUUUAAAAUGCAACAAGUUUUUCUUUGAAAUAGAUGCAGUAGUUAAACUUUAGUUUCAUGUAAGUUAGAAUUUUAAGGUAUAAUAAACUUAUUUUUUUAAAUA
Molecule: messenger RNA, 1639 nt
Organism: Anthonomus grandis grandis
Lineage: Eukaryota; Metazoa; Arthropoda; Insecta; Coleoptera; Curculionidae
Gene: Y-f
Product: L-dopachrome tautomerase yellow-f2-like
Exons: 6
Coding region: 74-1492 (472 amino acids)
Cellular component (GO): extracellular region
Source: RefSeq, a predicted model, not a curated record